Ixodes scapularis (black-legged tick) is the source of this 1967-nucleotide messenger RNA. RefSeq lists its product as uncharacterized. Bases 1094 to 1801 code for a protein of 235 amino acids. The record is from RefSeq and is a predicted model, not a curated record. NCBI's taxonomy places the organism in Eukaryota, Metazoa, Arthropoda, Arachnida, Ixodida, Ixodidae. The transcript has 9 exons.
UUUGUGCAUUGUCGGCUCUAGGAGCGCGUGGUUUGGACUCUGGUGUUACCACGACCGGGUUUUACGUUUUACUGUCGGUGAAAGCGACGGUACCGUGAAACCGCCGCCAUUUCAGCAGCUCAAGGGAUGUAUGCAAUUGUGGAAUUUAGGCUAACCCAAGAGGUGGAGAUCGUGCCUUGCACGUGGGUCACGGGAAACAACUGUUUAUGGCCGAAGGUGUCCACCGAUAAGGCUGUCAAGCUAGUGCGAAAGGGGGGGCCACCAGGACCAGGGUUUUCUGAGUUCGAGGUGACUGUGAAAGGACUAUUCAAUUCCUACGAAGAAGGGCGAUCUAAGUUGGAGCGGUCGCGGUUCACAUCUGAUCUCUCGGACGAGGAGAUACGCCCAAAGCGUAGGAGAUUUCGCCCCACACGCUGGAGCGAGUCCGACUCAAGCUCGGAUGAAUUCCCGGAAGCCCCGAUGCCGCUCUGCGCACGGCAGAACUCGCGUAACGCUAUUUGAUUUUUAUUUUGUUCUGCAGCUGACAGCCUUGUUGACCGUUGCAACUGUUUCUUAACCUUUAGCUUAGAAUUCGAACCUGGCACUUGAUAAGUCUAGGGUGUGUCGUCAGACGUACUUGAUCUGUCGUUUUACGUAAACAAUGUGCUUAUAUAGGGGGUUGGGGCACAACUGCAUUUUUUAUAUUUUGGGAGAUCAAUUUGUACUUUUUUCAUCUUACAAUUUGAGGUUUUCUGGUCGCUUUUCACAGCCAGUAGCCAGAGACUGGAAUCACAGAGUGCGAGCCCGGCAAGAUCAAUACACAGUGAAAUGUCGCAAGCUGCACUAAUGCGAGGUGCUAGUGGUUCGUCCCAGUCGUCUAGCACUUCGAUAAACACGCUGGCUCCCAGUCCACAAGAUAAAGGUAGCUAUAGGGUGUUUUCACCGACGUAAUUUCGUCCACCAUUUUGUUGUUGUGAGCUGUCUGGCGUGUGCCAAACUCGAGCAUUCCAAGGAUUGACACGCCCCCUCAAAUGCGUAGAGCACCGCUGACAGGUGCUCUACGCAUUUGAAGGGCAGUUCAGAAGUACCAAAUAAAUAAAUAACAUAAAUAAAUAUGAGAAGCAAUCCAAGUCACCUUGUACCCUUAUUGCAUCUAGCGCCUGCAGUUGUCUUUAUCUUCGUAGAUGCCAGUGGUUUUUCAACCGCAUCUCAAACAUUGACAAGGAUGUCGGCUCCCAGUCGAUUAGAUCAAGCACUGCAGGCUAUGCAACACAUGACGCCUAGCACCAGUGCUUCGACCUGCGCUGAUCUGCGGGCCACUGCUAGGAUCUUGAGUGCUGCUGAGUUUCAGCGACGGGUGCUGAAUGGGAUGAGCGUCAUGAGGAGCCAGCAGACGGAGAUAAUGGACAUGAUUUCGACAUUGCUACGAGCGCGUGAGAGUUUCGUUGUAGAGCCCAGCCAGCCGAUCCUCGUUGAUCCCCUCGACACUCCUGAAGCAAUUGAGGUGUUUGAUGGCGCUCUUACAGAUGCCACGAGUGAGGCUUUGGUUGUGGAGCUGACCUCCCUUGGGGACCUGUCUAUCAAAACAACUGUAAGGUCUAUGCUUGCACACCUGAUUAGUGACGAAGCUGCAGCCAAGUUCAGCAUGGAUGGGCGCAAAGGGAAGAAGGUUUUCCGUAGCCUUAAGCUGUACAAAUUGAUCUUUGCUGCUAUAAAGCGGACAAAGCACUGCAAAGAGUCUACGAAAAAAGAGGUGGAAACGGAAGUCAAGGAGUGGCUUCGCCGCGCAAAGGAGAGGUGCACCACUUCUAAGGGAGAGUAGGCAUCUACCUUCAAGUGUGAGAAAGGUGCCUCUGCCCUGGUUCUGAUUGCAAAUAAAAAACUAUUUUGCUGUCUAACAUCCUUGUUUCCUUCUAGCUUACGAAACAUAAGGCCAACUGGCACUGCGACAUCACUACGUAAAAUGUAAUCAAAUGAUUGCAAAAUUA